AUGCCUCAUGCAGAGUCACCCGAGCCUCCAGCCGCAGGACGCGACAAGCUUGUUGUCAAUGAUGGGCCCCUGACCCCCGACCUGUUCUCUGACCUGAGACCAACCACGCUGGACACUCCGAUCGAAGAGGCACGCCGACGCUACGAAGAAGACGGCUAUGUCUUCGUCAAAGGCCUGCUGCCCAGAGAAGAUGUUUUGAAAGCGCGGGAGGGAUACUUCAAGUUGCUCUCGCCCAGCGGGGUCUUGAAGCCGGGCACGAAUCCAGUGGACGGCAUCUUCGACGCGUCGAAAGACAAGCUGGACUAUCCCGGCAUUGGUGCAGGCUUUGCCGCUGCCAACGGCCGUCCGAUAGGACCUCACCCUGAGGUGGCCAAUCUGUUCGUUGACCUGGCGCUUCAAGCCCACACCGAACCAUGGUACAAGGAAGACUUCUGCAAGCACCCGGCACUGCGCGACUAUGUGGCAAGGCUGACCGGCUGGGGGGACAACACUCUCGGCGUCAGGAGGACGAUUUUGCGCAACAACACUCCUGGCAACAAAGCCAUUGGCGUCCAUUACGACCAGAUCUUCUUGCGACACGGAGAAGAUACCGCGGUGACUGCAUGGGUGCCUAUGGGGGAUGUCUCGCGCCAAGGCGGUGGCUUGAUCUAUCUUGAAAAGGGUCAUACCUUGGGUGCAGAGAUCGAACAGGAGUUCACGGAGAAGGCAAAAGCCAGUGGAUUGACCGACGAGGAGGCGAAGAACGGAUUCAAUCGCAACAUGAUGGGCGGCGGCUUGCUCGCCGACGGCCCCGCGGAAUUUGGACGGCGGUACAAUCGUCGAUGGCUCUUGACCGAGUAUGAGGCCGGUGAUGUGGUCCUUCACAACCCUUAUUCGAUUCAUGCAUCGACCAUCAACCACGACCCGGAGGACAGAAUUCGACUGGGCACAGACCUGAGAUUUGUGGACCAGUCACGGCCCUGGGACACUCGAUGGGGCAACGAUUACACUUUUAAUGAUGGCGUUUAG
Messenger RNA from Capronia epimyces CBS 606.96, 1008 nucleotides. RefSeq names its product phytanoyl-CoA hydroxylase. The record is from RefSeq and is a predicted model, not a curated record. Bases 1 to 1008 code for a protein of 335 amino acids. The transcript is spliced from 2 exons. Lineage: Eukaryota; Fungi; Ascomycota; Eurotiomycetes; Chaetothyriales; Herpotrichiellaceae.